AUGCCUGGUCUCGGCCCGCGGCUGUGGUCCACAUGCAAGAGCUGCAGCACCCAUCAGUGGAACGACGUUUUGCUGAAGGAGAACGGCAAGUGCCGCCGUUGCAGCCGCCCCGUGGCCCUCUUCAAGCCGAAGCCGUCCAAGGACCAGUCUCAGUCGGCCAAGGACGACACGCUGCACAUGCCAGGAGGCAAGAGCGGCAGGAGUGGCGGCAGUGGCAACAAAGCAGCAGCUGGUUCUGAGGCUGCCGAGUUGCUCGACAAGACGAUCGCCGCCACGACCGACCCAUCCAUCAAGCAGGCGCUGCAGGCUCAGCGCGCGUCGCUGGCGGCUCAGCCGCUCGGAAGGCUGAUGGGGACCUGGCGCGAUGCUGACGCCAAGCACGCGCAGGCGGUGCAGCACGUGAUCAAGUGCCGCGAGAACCUCGUCAGAGCGGAGGCCAAGGAGCGGGAGACCGCGGAGACUCUCGCCCAGGCUUCCAUCGCGAGGCAGAUCGCGGUGAAGGCGCUGGCCCAGGCAUCAGGGCUCAGCGUCGACGGUUCCCAGGAGUGCAAGCAGGACCUGUUCGAGAUCAAGUGGGACACCUCGUUCUUCGAGCCGCUGGACUCCAUGGAGAUCGAGGAGAGUGAGAGGCGCGAGCUCAAGGAGCUCGAGGAGCAGCUCAAGCAGGCGAAGGCCAAGAUCUCGGAACGCUCCGAGCAGAUGCAGGCAUGGUUGGAGCGCAUGAAGGCCAUGCAGAAGGAGGUUGUGGAGCGGACGUCCAAGAAAAGGAAGACGGUCGAGCAGGCAGUCGAGCAGACGGGCGCUGCAGCAACUCCGUCUCCCACGGCUACCGCAGGCGCCAAAGGUAGUGGGAGUGGAUCAGCAUCUUCAGCUGGCCCCUCAAUCAACGAAGCGCAGGAGAAGGCGGCCGCGCUGAGCAAGGCGCGCUUCGAGGCCGAGGAGGCCAAGAAGGCAGCUGAGCAGGUCGCCAAGAGCGCCACCGACGUCGGCGGCGGCAGCGAAGCUCGCCACUCGUACGACUUCAUGGCAUUUGUUGAGACUCAUAUCGGUGAGUCGCUCAAGCAGAAGUGGAGUGGCAAGUUCAAAGCUCAGAAGUUGAAGGCCUACCUCAACCUCGCGCGUGACACUG
Prorocentrum cordatum is the source of this 1129-nucleotide messenger RNA. Lineage: Eukaryota; Dinophyceae; Prorocentrales; Prorocentraceae. The record is from the annotation of a GenBank genome assembly.